This is a messenger RNA of Mizuhopecten yessoensis (Yesso scallop), 549 nucleotides long. Its product is annotated as NADH dehydrogenase [ubiquinone] 1 alpha subcomplex subunit 12-like. The coding region runs from base 63 to 476 and encodes 137 amino acids. The transcript has 4 exons. Gene Ontology annotation, cellular component: membrane. Gene Ontology annotation, biological process: mitochondrial respiratory chain complex I assembly; response to oxidative stress. Lineage: Eukaryota; Metazoa; Mollusca; Bivalvia; Pectinida; Pectinidae. The record is from RefSeq and is a predicted model, not a curated record.
UGUCCUUGAAGUCCGUAGGUAAUACACAAAACGGAGCCGCAGAUCCCGUCAUCUGGGCAAAGAUGUCUUUGGUCAGCAAGUUCGGGAACUUAAGGCGAUUAAUUAAGAGUAAUGGAGGACUAAUAGGCUCUCUGAAGUCGUCAAUUUGGACGGAUGAUAUAAGAGAAAUGCAUUUCGUUGGGGAAGACAAGUUCGGCAACAAAUAUUAUCAGAAUGAUAAUUAUUUUAUAGGAAGAAAUAGGAUAGUCCACUACAACGUUGAAGUUGUAGGUUUUGAUAAAGAUGCAAGUCAAAUACCAGCAGAAUGGCACGGAUGGAUGCACUAUGUAACAGAUAACCCACCCACAAAGGUUCCCCCUAAACCAAGGAAAUGGUUUGCUGAGCACACGGAAAACAUGACUGGUACCAGUGACGAUUAUGUACCAUACAGCACAGCUAGGCCCAAGAUUGAGAGCUGGACGCCUCCUAGGGCAUAGGAGCGGAAACGUGUGAAUGGACAUAUGAUUGUUUUAUUGUAUAAUUUGUAUGAAUACAGUUGUGAUAAAAUAU